Messenger RNA from Ylistrum balloti, 8006 nucleotides. RefSeq lists its product as uncharacterized. Gene Ontology annotation, biological process: regulation of transcription by RNA polymerase II. Gene Ontology annotation, cellular component: nucleus. Gene Ontology annotation, molecular function: DNA-binding transcription activator activity, RNA polymerase II-specific; RNA polymerase II cis-regulatory region sequence-specific DNA binding. Bases 85 to 5088 code for a protein of 1667 amino acids. The transcript is spliced from 5 exons. The record is from RefSeq and is a predicted model, not a curated record. Lineage: Eukaryota; Metazoa; Mollusca; Bivalvia; Pectinida; Pectinidae.
UCCCUACCUAAGCUGACCGGAGAUUGCGAGUAACCCUAGUUUACAUUUUGCUUCGAAUGUAGUUGGUGAUCCUGAGUGUCAGUGAUGGGUGCUGGGGAAGAUGCUGUUAUCACUGUGAGGCUGGACCUCAAAAACCGCUACUCUGCAAUUAUGGAAGAGACACAAAUGGAUUCGAGCGAGUUGAUGGAACACUUCUUCUCUUUGUAUAAUAGCAAUGUUGAGAAGGUAUGGACAGAGUCAGAUGAGAGUAAGCAGGCAAAACAACAAGGACUGCAAAAGGAAACAGAAUACUGGAUGAGGAAGGUCAUGUCUAGGCCUGACCACGAUAAGCUCUUUCCCAAGUCUCAUGACCCAGAUAGUGGUGCUGACAACAACAGUACAGACCCACCUACUUCCAAAGACACCGAUAUUGCUGCCACUGAAGACAGACUCAGCCCCAGUGAUAGAGAUAUUGAAACCAUACCGGCAUUACAAGUUGGAAGAAAACAGAAAUGUCCCAGAAAGAUAAUUUUGACACUGCCUGAAAACAUUCUUUCUAAAGACAUUUCAAUUAAUGUUUCUAAAAGAUCGAGUAAGGUAGCAAAGACAUUCUGUGAGAGUAAAACCAAGACUGCAGAUUUCUCAUCUUCAACUGUCACAACAGACGUAGCAAAACAAACAGAUGAGGAAGAGGCAGGGGAAGAACCAUUGGUAACUGAGGAAUCCCCUCCUACACCAAAUAUAAAAGUAGAGCCUGAGGCAAGUGGAGAUGACGCAGAAAUUAUUGACAGUGGUACUCCAGCUGCAAAAGAGAGUUCUCCAGAGCUUGAAGGGGAGAAAUCAAAUGAAGUGCAAAACCAAAUAGAUGAUGAGGGAGUAGCUAAUGAAGAUAGUUCCAUGAACUGCAGUUAUAUUGGACGAGGGGAAGAUGAUGAUGAGGAGGAAGAUGAGGAGGGAGAAUCUCUGGAGAUGUCAGUGGAGGAAAUUGGUGACAAUUACCAGAUGGGAAUGAAUAAGGGCGAUAAUGUGAAGUUUGUCCGUGAUGUAGCUUUAAGUAUAGCUAAAGAUAUGGCUGUCACUGAAAACGGAGAAACUAUAUUUAAUUGUAACUUUUGUAGCUAUAAGACAAACGUUCUUGGUAGACUAAGACGACACAUCACCGUACAUACCGGAAAAGAGUUCAAAUGUCCAUAUUGCAGUAAAGCCUACACAGAAAAGUGCAAACUAACAGAACAUAUCAAAGUGAAACACGAGAAAUCUGUCAGCUACCCAUGCCCAAAGUGCUCUAAGGUUUUCACUAGCAAGCGUGGACUGGAAUAUCACAACAUCACAUUUCAUGAGGAGCGAGGUACCACACUGAAGUGUUCUUUCUGCCCAAAGGUCUUCAGUAGUAGAUUUGGGUUUACCUAUCAUACUAAGACUGCGCAUGGUGAAAACAAAAUAGAGGAAAAUUUCAAAUCUACCAGUGAUACAUUAAUACCUAUGAGCAAGUGGGAAAAGUCUACAAUGAAAAAGGAAACCGAAAAAGAAUUCCAAAAAGAUAGCAGUGGCAUGUACAACUGUAAACUAUGUGAAUACAAAACACCAAGAAUGUUCCACAUUAGGAGACAUCUAGGUGUUCACUAUGGAAACACAAACAAAUGUGAACAGUGUGACAAGACAUUUUCAGAUUCCUACAAGUUGAGGCUUCAUGUUCAAGUUAAGCAUGGAAAUCUUAGGUUUGAUUGUGAUUACUGUCACAGAGAUUUUGGAACAAAGGAAGGUUUGAAGUACCACCGUCUCUCUGCACACGAAGGGAAUUGGAAGUAUCUCUGCCCUGACUGUGGUCAGGGUUUCUAUCAGAAACAUCACUUUGAAGGCCAUGUCAACAAACACAAAGGAAUAAAGGCCUAUGGUUGUAAAACGUGUGGAAAGAAAUUUUUCUACCAGUCUGAUGUAUCAAUACACAAAAAGCAUUGUGGACAAGAGAGGAAACCAUUGGAAAAACCAACCACGUUUGUUUGUCAUGUUUGUGGGGACCAGUUCAAGAAGAAAAGUAUACUAAUUGAACAUGAAAAUGGCAAGCAUGGAAGGGUUGGACAUUAUGUCUGUGAGUGUGGAGUCAGUUUUAAAUGGAGGAACUCCCUUCGUCAACAUAAACAAAGAUGUUCCACGGCAGCUGCCAUUUCUGAUUACUCAGUAACUGAUAUCACAGAUUUGAGCGGCGCCUCAGACUUCAUAGCCAUGCAGAUUAAGCCUGAACUGGAUUCAGAAACUGUCAAUGCGGAGACCGCGGAUAUGGAGGCUAUGGAGACAGAUGAUAACCAGCCUGAUGAUAUUACCUACUCACAAACAUUGCCACCAGACGUUGAUACAGAAAAUAACACAGCAGCUGAGCUGGAGAAUGAAAACGAUGACCAGGAUUAUGUGGUUAAGGAAGAACCGAGAGAAAGCGAGAUGUUUCAACAUGGGGCAAUGCUCACUCCACCAGGUGUCGCCACUAAUGCACUGUAUGAGAUGCCAGCUGCACAGGUAAGUGACCAAGAAGGUAAUGAAUCUGAUUAUGUGAUAUACCCUGAUGGCUCCUCUACUUCUAGUUCUGAUGAUUGUCCUUAUGGAUCCAGCUUAGACUGUUCAGAGGAGGAGGGAGAAACUGGUUCAAGUCGUUCCUCAAAGCCAAAUGAUAUUGCAUUCAAGAGGGAGCUUUCGUGUAAGGAAUGGGGAAAUAAAGCUUCUGGAACAAAGCUCAGAUGCCCACGUUGUGGAAAGAUCUUUAGAAUGAAACAUGCUUUACGCAGACAUCAAAAUAUUUGUCACAGACAAGCAGUGAUAAGAAGGAGUGUAAUCGAGAUGUAUGUUUGUGGGUUUUGUGAUGGCAGAUUUUCAAACAAGGCACAUUUUAAAGAGCACAGCAAAACACACGAAAGGAAAAUGAGGAAAAAAUUCAAGAUACAGCAAUAUUUCAAAAGGAAGACAAAAGAACAAUUAAAUAAUGAUAAACAAAAUAAAUCGGUUCUUGACAACGUGGAAAAUACAGACACACUUACUCAGGCAGAUGUUGUGUUUGAAAUUCCUGUUAAUCCUACUUUAGAGAAUGACAUGGAAUCAGAAGGUGAAAGUAAGUUGACCUCAGUGGUACAAGGUGAGGAUAUUUCUUCUGGGAACACCAAUCAUACAUUGAUCAGUGAUCAUAUUUCGGCAAAGGAAGCUGCUGUGUGUGUUGGUUUUUCAAGUAAUAGUGGACAUUGUGAUGAGCAACCCCAAUACAUACAAGCAGACCAGGAGGAGGAAGGACAGGACAUAAACCAUACACAUAGCAAAUCUUUUGAAACUACAGAGGAAUCAAGAAAUGUGCUCAAACCUCUUGAUCAAGGAAAAGAUUUUCCAUUUGUAAAUGUUGCUGUAGUGGAUUUAAGCAAUGCACAAGAGUAUAACCAUAACAAAGAUGUAGGCAGAGGUUGGGAUUUGUCACUGAAACCAAAUCAAGCAGGAUUCGUACAGGAUAAAGAUAGAGGCAAUUCAGAAUCUACCUCAGCUUUAGUGGUUGAUGAAGAUCAAAGAACUAAGAUGUCAGGAGAUUUCCAGAACUCGUUUACAUGUGAAAUAUGUGGUGCUACCAUUGAUGAUCAUGAGAAAUACAUCAGUCAUAUAUCCCUUCAUGCUGUCACCAGAAUUCAGAUGUUUCAGGAGCAGCAAAAUAGCUUGACAAAUAAGGACUCCAACACAAAUGUACAAGAUUCUGGGAAUUUACAGAUGCCAAACUGGAAUACAACAGAAGUUGGGAAAGUGGAUUUUACAUGCAAAAUUUGUGGUGAUGUUUUCAUGAAAAGAUCCUAUUUAAAAGAACAUAUACUAGGGAUGCAUGGGAAUAUCAAUAGGUAUAGUUGUGUUUGUGGAGAAAGAUUCAAAUGGAGAAGUUCACUUAAUCUACACAAAGAAAAAUGCCCAUCUUCUCCAUCCAGGAACAUUUCAAAUGGCAAAAAACAUGUCCUGCUCAACCAGCCAAAUAAUGCCUCUGCACCAUUCCAAGGACCUUCAAAACUUCCAGCUACUUCCAAAAUUGGCAGUAAACGAAAAUCGCCAAUUGCAAGAUCCUCCUUACCUCUCCCACCUAUCUCUUCAUCGCUCUCACCGAGAGCAAGAAUGCUGCCAGUAAUUCCACCUCAUUUUAUGGAUGUGAGAACAUCUACAGUGUUGGGGAUGAUGCCGUCACAUCGAAGUCCAACAACAUCCUAUGCACCAGUAAUGGAAACACGUGUUCAAGCCGGAGAAAUGUACUUGCACAGUGUGGCAGCAAGUAAUACAGAAAGUCAACUGUCUGAUCAGCAAUCAUCCACCCAUUUGCCAUCUACUUCAUUUGAGAGAAGUUCUACUCAGUCUAAUAACAAAAUUCAGCAGAAAAAUGAAAAUGGACAUCCGAGCCACAGUGUUGUACCUACUGGGAUGUUCAGGAGCAAUGGUCCUGAUUUUCCAUACCCUGUAUCAGUUUCAAAAGAUCAGGUUAUCCGACAUCAGUGGUCAAGUGGUUCUACUCAAGAUACAGACCAACAGCAGCAAGAGACUGAAGUACCAGUUGAAAGUGAAACCAGAAUAAAGCAAGAGGUGAUCUCAUUUGACGAAGAACCUGAGACAAGAAUAGAGAUGAAUGACUCUGUAAUGAACCAGCUAAUGCUUGCUACAGCCGACCCACCUGGAAAUUCUGAAGUGCCUCAAACUGAGCCUCAUCUUGUAAGCAAUACAAGACCUGAACACCAGAUAAAAUUGAAACAAGAGUUUAGCUCAUACAACUGUGGUUUAUGUAAAAAACAAUUCCGGUCACCAAAUGCUUACAAUGACCAUAUGAACAAACAUCGUGGUAUUAAGCCAUACCCAUGUACAAAUUGCGGCAUGUCAUUUCACUACCAGUCCAUUCUCAGUUCACAUAAGAAAACGUGUGGUAUGACAGGGAAUAACAUGUACAAGUGCCACAUCUGUGGAGACACGUUUACUGUUCGUGGUUACCUUAGAGAACAUGUUUUGGGGAAGCAUGGUGAUGCCCGUAGGUAUAGCUGUCAGUGUGGUGCUGCUUUCAAAUGGAGGAGCUCACUUGGUAGUCAUCAGAAGAAAUGUCCACUCAUUAGUAAAAACUAAGGAACAGAAUGAACAGUUUUGUGGAAGGACACACCUUUUACUGCUGGAGUCUUGAUUCAUCACCCCUUCAUGUUGUACCAGACACCUACGGAUUUAUUUUAGGAUGUAUUGAUGUUAUGCAAUAUGAAACACAGCUGUUGAAAUUUAAAACAAUGAAAACAUAACAAAACAGUUCUCCAUGUUCUGAUAAAGACAGGAUGUUUAUUAUGAUGAGAGGUAGAGACCUGCACUGGUACAAUGGAGGUCACACCGGGAUGUCUGAGAGUCACCUGUCUCUACAUUCUAUCUCCAUAUACAUGUAGCUCUCUGUAUAUAAUAAUACACUAUUGUGCAAUAUUUCCACCAUAUCUAAUUGAAUAGUUGAACUCCCAAUUGAGUGAUUUUAAUUGGAAGGAAGACAGUUAUCAACUCUUCGCCAACAUUUUGAUCUUAGUUCAUUGCUGUUUAUUGUAUAGAACUGUUAGAAUUUUACAUCAUUUGUUACAUAAUUCUAGACCUAUAUAUUCAUGUAUGAAAUUAGUAAGAUUAACAGUUAUUGUUAAAGAUUGUACUUAAUAAUUAAAAAAAAUGAUGUAUGCAAUGAUUAUUAUGUAAAGAGUUGAAGGGAAGGGGAUUCCAUUUGACAUUUGAAAUGAUAUACAAUAAUACACUAGUUUGGAGGGCAGAUAGCAUACAUUUAAAGAAAUUUUUGACCACUGAAAAAAUAGUUGUAGUUUCCAACACUUGACCUGUGAACUUCAGUAACCUCUGUAUUAAAAUUUGACAUAAAUUAGUUUAUGGCCUUUGGUGUCCUAUGUAUUUACCUAUAGAUAACAUCGACUAUCAAAAGGCAAUUUAAAGGUGAUUUAUUUGAUCUUGGAAUACCUUCAUAUUGAUAUUGUGACAAUUUGUGACAAGUAUCAUAAAUCAAAAGGAAACAAAUUGAAGAUUCUGUUUAUCUUAUGUGUGAUUAUUGGGGUAAAUAUUCUAGAGCGCAGACGUUUCCGUUGUUACACCACAAUGCAAUUUAGAUCUGUCAGUGUGUACAUUCAUUGAACAACAAGGCAAUCAUGUGAUAGAAAAUGUUUGAAAUUUAAGACCAGUCUGCCCUGUGACCUUUGGUGACCUAUUGAAUAAUCUUUUGCAAAGUUUUGUGUUCUCAUCCAUACAGAAAAAUACUGAUUAUUUGAGCUGUAACAUUUGUUGACCUCUAUGAUAACAUAGUUAUUUACAAAGAGCUUGUCAUGGACCAACAUUCAUCACUGAAUUGACUUAUGGCCAAUAUUGAUCAGUAAUUUGAAUUUUAUACUUAUUUGUUACCAGUAAUCAAUUAAUCUUUCUGUAGAAAAUCUCUUUUUUUUAUCUGACCCCAAAAAAGUACCUGCGCACUAUACCCGCAAAUUUACGGUACUUGUUUAAGAUUUUCUAAUGAAAGAUACACUGCAAUGAUGAAAUUUGAUGUUUAUAAAGAUAUUGCAAGUAUGUUUUAAUCCUCUUUCAUGUGAUGUGUCCCAUUUAAGGUAAAUAAAUAAUUUUGCAAUCCAUUCACCUAUGAAGCCAUUGUCUUUAGGUUAAAUGAUAAACUGCUGGAUACCUGUAAAGACCUUGAUCAAUUUCCUACUGAUUCACUGAUGAUCAUUUUAUGGGGGUAUAGUUGUGAUACAUAGUGUUACCAUCGUCAGUUGUGACCUCUCCCAAGUGGCGUCCUGAAUUGGUGUCAUCACUUCAAGGUGGUUUACCGAGACAUUUGGAUCAAACUAUUACACAAAAGUCUGCCAUGAAAGUAACUCGGACAAGGUCAUGUUUCAGAGUUCCAAGGCCAUGUUCUUUUUUGCUUUAUAUGGAAAUCCAUCCAUCAAUCAAGUACCAUCACUAUGCUAAAUCUGUUGAGAAUAUCUGAAAUAAGUUUUGUGUUCCAAGUUCACUUUUACUACUUUUAGAAAUUUGUCAGUUACAUUAAUUUGACACAGUAGUACGUAAACUGCAUAUAUUAAUGGAGACUGUGAGAUAUAUAUAUAUAUAUUUGUAGUAGAGUACUGGUGUUGUUACAGGAACAAUAGUAGUGUUACUGUUAUACCAGUAGUGUGUUGUUACAGGAACAAUAGUUGUGUUACAGAUAUACCAGUAGUGUGUUAUUACAAGUAUAAAAUUAUUAUUAUUAAGUAUAAAAUCAGUGUAAUGUUACCUGUUGUAAAUGUAUAUUUAUGAACAACAAAAUGUAUUAAAUGUGAUAGAGUUGACUUUCAAAUGAUAUUUUAUACUCUUAUCCUUAAAUAUCCAGGAAUCUCAAUGAAAACUGAUGUAUGUCUCCUGAUUUUAUUGAUAUUCAUGUUUGUUUAUAGGAAUAACAUGGAAAUUACAGAUAAGUAAAGUUAUAUGUAAAUUUGUGUGGACUGGAUAAUUUUUCGUAGAACGAAAUGUCCAGAUUUGUGAGAUUUUAAUGUGCUGAUGUUGUUUUUGUUUAUGAAUUAUAUGCUUUGUUCUGUUUUCAUGCACUUUUGACUCAUUUGUUCAAAGCAGGAAAUUUUGACACCAAAGCAUUAACUGAUUUUAAAUUAUAUUCUGUUAUAAUUCUAUUAGUGCAUUUUCAAGCUACAAAUAUAAUUAAAGACUGAAAAAGCGCCUAGUAGUUGUACUUAUACUUUAACUGCAUAUAAUGCAGAAGUUUAAAAAUAAAAUGUGCUCAUACAUUUUAUAAAGAGGUACAGCUUUUAAAAACAGACCAUAUUUAAUUGACAUAGAUAUAUAGUGUAUGUUAUAUGUGAAUUGUAAAUAAAAUCAUUUGUGAUCUGUAUACAUGAUUUAUAUAAAUAUUAAAUGAAGGUACAUGUAUAUUUACCUUGUGGUAAUAAGUCUUUAUGUACAUUCAUUUUGAAGAUUUUUGUCAACUGUUUAUGUAUAUGUGAAACGAUACUUUAAAAUGAUCUGAGCGUGACUCU